GUGUUCUACUUAUUUAAUGUUUGUUUACUUACAGGUUUACCAUGUUCCUCCUAAAGUCCAAGACGAGCCUAUACUGACCUUCUUAUACAAUAAUCAAGAUGGCAGUAUACUGACACAAUUAACUUUGGAUAACAUUGGAAAGACUGACCUAACUUAUGAUGUACAUGAUGGAGAUCCUAAUUUCAAUUGGUCUGAUGAGCAGUGCGAUAAUCUGGACAAGCAGAUUAUCAAUCGACUUCAGAAGGCUGUUUUAUACCACUACAACCCAGUGACAUCUAUGUGGUAUAUCCAAGACACGAUAGUUUAUAUAAGUAAAGAGCUCUCUGUUGGCAAAAAAGGUGGCUUCCGAGAUGUUUAUGAAAUGAACUUUUUGCAUCAAGACGAACCACUUGGAAGAUAUAUUUGCAAGCGUUACCGAAAAGAGAAAGAUCCACUUGAUUAUAUUGAUGAUGUUAAAUGCCAGAUGGAAGCAGGCCUUUAUGUGACAUAUUUCAAUCAAGCUCUCAAAUCUUACCAAUCAGAUAUUCGCAUUCAUUACCUCCCUGCUGCUUACAUGCAUCUGUUAGAUGCCAACGGAGAUGUAGAGUUCUGGGUAAACAUUGAACCAUUUGUAAAGGGCGAAUUUCUGAAACUGACCAAUAACUAUGAUUACUGUAACCCUAGAGGAUGUGACAUGUCGACAGCUUUUACUCACUUCACAUAUUUUAAGUCUGCUGGCAAAUUAAUGGUUGUUGAUCUACAAGGCUGGUUACCAAGUGGUGUACAGAAUAUAAUUUAUCUCACAGAUCCCCAGUUUCAUACCGUUACAGGGGAUAGCAGUACAUUUGAUUUUGGAAUUGAUGGUUUCAAAGUUUUCUUUAAUAAGGUUCACCCAAAAUGCAAUCAUAUUUGUGAAACACUUAAAUUGGAGAGACCAGACUUUUGAUUUUUUUUUUUCUCUCUACAUGACUUGUAUAUUUAAAGACUCAUAUUUCUAAUCAAAUCAUCGUUUUCAACAAUGGAUUGACAGAAUUGUUAGCAUGUUGGACAAAACAGCUUACAAUAUCUAGUUAUAGUCUUUUAUGUUCUGAGUUCAUAUCUUGCCAAGGUUAACUUAGCCUUUCAUCAUUCUGGGAUGAUUAAAAUAAAGUACUAUUCUACUAUAGGGAUCAAUUGAAUUGACAGAAAUUGCUGGUGUGAUAUAAGCAAUAAUAAUUAUUAUUAUUGUUAUAUUUGGAGAUGAUCAUAUUUUUGCCAAUUAACCACACACUCUGUAUACUUGGUCUUCACUUCAGCUUUAUUAGUAUGCUUAUUUUAGUGCUUUUAUCUAAACCUUUCAUCACACAUCCUGUGACACUCCAUCCCAUGCGUCUCCUCCAGUUCUGUUUAGACUGUUCUCAGGCAAUGGGUUGGCAAAAUCAUUAGAUCAAUGGGAAACAUACCAUUCAGUAUUUUUUCUGGUGCUUUACAUCCUGAACUCAAACUUCACUGGGUUAACUUUGCCUCUCAUCCUACUGGGUCAAUAAAAUAAAAUACCAGUUAAGUACUGGAGUUUAUUUAAUUGACUAGCCUCUUUGCAAAUUUGCUGGUUUUGUGCCAGCAUUAUUAGGAAUCAUUAAUACUGGAUAAAAUGCCUUGCACUAAUUGUUCUGGUUCUUACAUUCUGAGUUGAAAUCCUACCAAGAUCAAGGUUGGCUUUCUUCGUUCAUGUUCUGGGAUGGGUGGUCACUGGUAUCAUUUUAGUCUUCAAAUGUCUUGGCCUUGUACCUAGAUCAGAAUAAGAUGUUUUUGUUGUUAUUAUCAUCAUCAUGUCAGAAUAAUUAGUAUGUUGGAAAAACAGCUUAGUGGCAUUUCAUCUAUCUUUACAUUCUGAAUUCAAAUUCCUCUGAGGCUGACUUUACUUUUCACCCUUUUGUGCUUGAUAAAAUAAACACUGGUUGAGCACUGGGGUGGGGUGGUGGUGAAUGUAAUCAACUAGCCCCCUCACCACAAAUUUCAGGCCUCAUGCAUUUAGUAGAAAGGAUUAUUAUUACUAAUAUUGUUAUUUUAAGGCAAUGGUUAGCAGAAUCUAUAGAGUACCAAAAAAAUGUCCUGCAUGUAUCUAAUUAUGUCUCUUUAUGUUCUGAGUUUGAAAUUCUACUGUAGUUGGCCUAAACCAAAGGUUCUCAAUCAUUUUUUACUAAUGGACACCUUUCAAUUCUAUUUUAUUCUGGUGGACCCCCAUAGCCUUUCGAUGUUUUAAAUCUCGUUUUAUAGAAACCGCUUUCAAAAUUCCUAUUUUGUUUUUCACACAUUCCCUUGUGUAAGUUGAACAAUGUAAAUUGUGAGAGAAAAAAAAUUUGUUUCCUGCAAUACAUAUUAAUACAUACAUCUAAAGCAAAUUUUUUUCAGGGUCCUAUAAUAUAAGUGGCUUCCUAAUUUACUAUUUAGUUUUGUGAACCUCCAAAAAUCUUAUAUGGACUCUCAGAGGCCACAUGGACCUUGGUUGAGAACCAUUGGCCUAAACUUUAAUCCGUCAUAAAUCAUUAAAAUCUCACAAAAGAUACCAUGAAUACUACCAAAAUUUUAUCAAAGUAAAACAAAAGAGUAUAUUGGCCUUGUUGGCACCUUAUAAAUCUGCCACCCUCACAAUUUCUCCAUCACUACUGCCACUGCUAUGAGCAAAAUGCUUAGCUGUAUUUUGUCCAUCUUUACAUUCCGAGUUCAAAUUCUGCUGAGGUCAACUUAACCUUUCAUCCUUUUGGGGUUGAUAAAUCACAAAAGUUUUAUGUAAAAUGAGUGCUUUUUCACUAAGAUUAAAAGUACAUAUAGUUCAUGGUAUUAUACCUCAAAGUUAUGAGCAAAUGUACAUUUUUUUAUAUGCUUGUAUGUAUUUGUCUAUGCAUUCUUAUAUGUGUGUGCAUGUUUAUAUAUAUGUAUACAUGGGUGCAUGUGUUUUUCACAAAUCUCAAACUGCCAACUGCUCAAAUUUGACAUUACUUUUGUCAAUACCAAACAUGUCUUCUUCUUUCCAUGUAGGCUGUGUCAUGAUCUUCUUAAAUGUGAAAAAUUAGUUCAUGAUUCACUGAAGAAUCAUUAUCAUUUUACAUUUGUUUUUCCAUGUUGGAAUGAGUCAGCUAGGGUUCACAGCAUCUACACCCUUCAUUAUUUCUCACACACAGCAACUGACAAAAUUGGCCAUUUUGUUGUUGUGUUUGUCUUGUUUUUGAUAUAGUAUUUCGUGCUUGAUUACUCUGCCUAUCAUCAAUUCUUUUUACUCUAUACUGUGGGUGUAUCUUAGCAUACCACUGGCACUAGAAAUAUUGGUUGUUUGCAGCAGAACAAAAGACUCUUCUCUACCUUCUAGCAAUGCUUGUUAUUCAGAGUUACCAAUCUCUUAGAUGGGUUGCCUGCACUUAGGCUUGAGGCUUGCAGAGUGUAUAUAUAUAUAUAUAUAUAUACACACACACAUACACAUUCAUACAUAUAUAUUUACUCAUGCAUGCAUGUAUCUGUGUGUGUGUGUGUGCGUGCGUGCAUGUGUGUUUGUGUGUGUGUGUGUGUGUGUGUAUGCAUGUUUGUGGUGGGAAGUACCUUUGUGUUUGUGUUUGCUAUUAAAUAUUUAUAUUUUGUAUUUUUAUAUUUUUGACUCAAUAUAUACAAAGUGGCCCAAAAGUAGGUUUACAGUUAUUCAACUAUAUCUUUCGCAUUCAUAUAUUAACAGUUUAGAUCUUAAUUGUAAAUAAAUAUGAAACCAUUAUUUUAUGCUAAUUUAGUUAAUUGUAAGAUAGAAAUUUAAAUGUAAUAAAAUGUUUUAAAAGAAAUUUAAAGUGCCUACAUGAUAACUGUAAACCUACUUUUAGGACACUCUAUACAUAUUAAACUCUCAUUCAUGAAAUUACAAUUUUUCAAACUAUUAACAUGACGCCAGAUUAGUUACUAUACUACAUAGAUAUCUAGAAAUAAGACACCUGAUGGUUAUUCAAGAUCAAACUCGUUGUAAUGAAGUGUAGAUUUAAAUAUUGAAAUAUUUUUUCAUCUUUAAAGACUAGUUGAAAAGUUUGAAAAAUUAUAUAAUUUCAUUGAUAAUGACUCAUCUUAGACAGUUAAUAUUGAUAACAUUUUACGUUGUAUAAAGCAGUAUUUAACACUUUAAUAUUCAAAUUGGUCAUAUCUUGCCAAAAUAUUUAACCAGUUCUAUGUUGAAAUUGACCAGAUCUAGCCUUUCACACCAACAUUACAAUGUCAUUCUAUAACUAAAGAAUCACUUCAUUGAAAUCUCUAAACUACAAGAUAAUGCAUUAUUAAUUGCAUUAUUAAUUCAAAACAAUGUGAAUAAACAAGUAUCACGUUUGACAGAGUAAUCUGAAUGUGAAAGGGUUAAGUUGAUUAUAUAUUUAUCAUGUUAAGCUUAUCUUGUUUUGGUAGUCAUUCCCAUGUAACAGCUAACCUUCAGGUUAUUUACCUUCAAAUUUACUUGCUAUUUUAUGUUGUUUUAAUUGUUGAUCUUGUAUUUUAUUUGCUUGAUAUUUUAUUUGUUGAUUAUGUAUUGAAUAAAAGAAAAAAGAAAAGCUGUUUGAAAUAUAGAAUGAAAUAAAAUAUUCUAUGAACAAAA
This is a messenger RNA of Octopus bimaculoides (California two-spot octopus), 4573 nucleotides long. RefSeq lists its product as uncharacterized. Lineage: Eukaryota; Metazoa; Mollusca; Cephalopoda; Octopoda; Octopodidae. Gene Ontology annotation, biological process: protein phosphorylation. Gene Ontology annotation, molecular function: ATP binding; protein serine/threonine kinase activity. The record is from RefSeq and is a predicted model, not a curated record.